CAGAAUUUCUAUCCGUCGAGUAAGAUUCUCUCGCCAAGCACAGAAGAGUAGAGGCUGCAGAAUCAGGCGAUGGAUUCCAUUCCGCCGCCACGAAACGACGGCGACAAGCCGGACGACGGUUUUGUGUCUGUCAACGUCGCGGAACUCGUCGCCGCAGCGGACCGUCCUCCAGCAACUCCAAGAUCUAUGAUAAAGAGCUUGUCGAGGAAAGGAGGACCACCAAGAAGCGGUGGCGUCGGAGGAGAAGCAGUCGCCGUCGCCCCUGAAGAAGGGUCCAGCGCGAAGGAUAAGCCGCUCUACGUGGCCGUCGAAAGGGAGGCCGAGGCCGCGGCCGCCGUAAACAGAUACAGACGAGCUGCCACCGUGCGGCGGCCGGCUGCAUGGCGUGAUCCCAGAAGAGUGCUUUUGGUCUUCGCUUCCUUGUCUUGCAUGGGGACGCUGAUACUCCUCUACUUCACUCUCACGAUGAGCAGGAUGAACGCCGGCACCAGCGCCGACGAGGACGAUCCCAGGUGACGCGCCGCCCUCAGGAUUCCACACCACCAUUCGGGCACACUCCACCACUCCACCAAAAGUUUCCCUUUUUCUUUCUUUUUGGCGGAUAAAGAAUAAACACAGAAAACAUGUGUGAUAUUAUUCCACUAGUUGCUUGCGGACCCGCGAGGAGUGGGCGUCUCCCGCGAGAUAAGGAAAGAGCAUGUAGGGUUUGCAGAAAGGAGAUUAGCUGAACGUGUAAGCAAGAUACAUAAAAAGGUGUGAACUUAAAGAGGCAUGUGCCAUGUGUUGAAUUCAAUUGUAUGUCAAUUGAAUUACCUACUCAAUUUGUUAUGUUU
Molecule: messenger RNA, 833 nt
Organism: Zingiber officinale
Lineage: Eukaryota; Viridiplantae; Streptophyta; Magnoliopsida; Zingiberales; Zingiberaceae
Exons: 4
Coding region: 70-516 (148 amino acids)
Source: RefSeq, a predicted model, not a curated record